GAGUGGGGAUUGGAUCUUAGACUCGUCAAUCAAAGGAUAGUAACACUGGGUUCCUCUUCUGGUUUAUAUUUAUAUUUAUAUAUUUGUAUUCUUGGAGGGAAGAGAAGUGAGUAAUUUGGGAGCUGGGAGUGGCAGAUGGAAGGAAAGCUUGGAGUCUUAGCCCUAAGAAAACUACUAAGAGUUAUACUAGUAGUGCUCGACUUACGACCACAAUUGAGCCAAUGUUUCUGUUGCUAAGCGAGAGAGUUUUUAAUUUAUGAUAUUUGGAAAUUUAAAAUGGAACAUAUUUGAGACCAGCAAGGCCAUUCUUGAAGAAAGAAGAACUGUCUCUAUUUGUUAGGGCAGUGAAUGCUUCAACAUUUACUUAGAAGAUAUUUAAGUACAGCAUCUCUCUCCUCAUCACUAUAAAUCUGUAAUGUUUUUCUCUUUGAGCCUGAAGUCACAUUAUCAGUACAGGUGGUCCUCAACCUGAGACUGCGAUUGAGCCCUGAAUUACAGUCGUACAUUGUUGCAGUUAAAAAGUCAAAGCAUCAUGUGACUGGACCUAAUUUUUUGAACAUUUUUACAGUAGUUGUUAAGCGAACGCUGUAGUCAUUAAGCGAAUGCUGAAGUCAUUAAGUGAACGCUGAAGGCUCAAAAUAACGCUUUGCAACAUGGCCGCCGGGGAGGUCAUGCCUGAAGUCUGUGUGAGUAUGGAGAGGAAAUAUCCCAGAGUUGUGUGUGCUGCAUUGUGGAGAUUUUCAAGAAAAGAUUGGACAGUCAUUUGUCUGAGAUGGCAGAGGCCAAAAGCCACCAAAGGAGUCAGCCACCGGGCCAUCCAGACACUCCUAAACCCAGUGAAAGGACCAACAGCUGCUUGGGGUCAUGGCUGUACGACGGUUUUUUAGAAACAUCUGGAAAAGAUGUUCAGCGCUCUUCUGCUGCACAAAGAGCGACGUAGAGGACCUUCCUGAGCCUCCUGACAGGACUGACGAGGGACAGAAGCGGCAUGACCAGAAGGGAGAAUGGCAGACACAUCUUUGUGUGUCUGAUGGACACAGGUCUUCCUCCCAAGGGGUUUUGAUGGGUGUUCGUGCCACCGCCCGGAUCCCCAGGAAGGAAGAGGUGGCGCCAGUUCUUAUUUCAAUGAGAAAUGAGAACAUGGCGAAAUGGAGGCCGCGGCUCUUAACUAUCUCGGAGACCUGCACUGAGUCGGAUCCUUUGGAAGAAUGCCAACCAAGGGACGACGUGCAGGAGGAAAGCAGUGCCUGCUUAUCAAGAGAGAAAAAGCAAGAGCACUGGAGGCCGCGACUCCCCCCCAUUUUGGAGACCUGCGUUGAGUCGGACGAAGAAGACCAGCCGGCAGAAGAGGAGCUCUCUCCUACUGAGGAGAAGACGCAGACCUCGGAGCAGGAUUCGAUGGAAGUGCAGGUGGGCUCCGGGAUCAACAGCCUGGAGGAUUUCGACUCCAUUUCUGCCCUCUUGGAUGAGGUGUCUGAGGGAAGCUGGGAGCAGGCUGCAGAGGCUUUGGAGGCCAGCCUUUCGUCCAGUCCGUGGGAUUCUCCUGAAGAAGGGGAAGCCACGCUGGAGAAUCUCAGCAGCCUGGAGGAAGACUCCCUGGACUUCAGUCUCUAAUUAAAAGAGAUGCUUCCCCAGAUGCCUCUCCAGUUGGCAGAUCGGAGAAGGAUGAACCAGUCCCAGGCACAUCAGGAGACGGAAGGCGAUGGACGGCGGAAUCCGACCCAGCAGCGAAGACCAGCGAUGAGCCACUUUCCCCCAAGGAACUUUCUGCGUCUUGUUAUUGUUGUUGUUUUUGUAAUUGUUCUUUUUGUUGUACUUGCUCUUGUUGUUCUAGUUAUUGUUCGGAGAAUAAAAGUAAAAAAGAUUUUAUAUAUACUAAUUUAGCUUAGGCCUAUUUUCAUUACACUUUUGUUAGGAAUAGGGUAAACUUUUCAUUAAAUGUAAAUUUCAGCAAAA
Crotalus tigris (Tiger rattlesnake) is the source of this 1956-nucleotide messenger RNA. RefSeq lists its product as uncharacterized. The transcript has 15 exons. The coding region runs from base 865 to 1614 and encodes 249 amino acids. Lineage: Eukaryota; Metazoa; Chordata; Lepidosauria; Squamata; Viperidae. The record is from RefSeq and is a predicted model, not a curated record.